AUGCUGCGGCGGCGGCUGCUCGGGGCGCUGCUGCUGCUGGCCGGGGCGGCGGCGGCGGGCUCGGCGGGGCCGGUGCUGAGUGCCGAGCUGCGCGGCCAGCCGGCGCGGGAGGUGAGCCCGGCUUUCCUCUCCCUCACCAUCGAUGCCAACCUGGCCGCGGACCCCAGGUUCAUCCCCAUCCUGGGCUCUCCCAAACUGCGCACCUUAGCAAGAGGUUUGUCUCCAGGCUUCCUGAGAUUUGGUGGCACCAGAACUGACUUCCUGAUCUUCAAUCCAGAGAAGGAUUCAACUUUAGAAGAGAGAGACUUUUGGGAACCACAGGUGAAUCAAGGUAUUUGUGGAGUAAGAUCUAUUCCUACUGCUGUGGAGGAGCUACUGCUAUCUCAGUGGCCCAUCCAGGAGAAGAUACUCCUUAAGGAACAAUACUGGAAAAAAUACAAAAACACCACCAUUACAAAAAGUACAGUGGACAUUCUGUAUAGCUUUGCAAAGUGUUCAAAGCUGGAUCUGAUCUUUGGCCUUAAUGCCUUACUUCGAAAACCUGGCUUGCAGUGGGAUAGUUCAAAUGCUCAGUUGCUCUUGGAUUAUUGUGCUUCCCAACAUUACAACAUGUCUUGGGAACUUGGGAAUGAGCCAAACAGUUUCAGGAAGAAGUCUGGCAUCUAUAUUGAUGGUUCCCAACUUGGGCAAGACUUUAUUCAUCUGUAUCACCUUCUGAGAAACUACAGCAGUUACAAGAAUUCAAAACUUUAUGGCCCUGAUGUUGGUCAACCACGGAAAAACACUCAGAAGUUGUUGAAGAGCUUCCUGAAAUCAGGAGGGAAAGUAAUUGAUUCUGUUACCUGGCAUCAUUACUACGUAAAUGGACGAAGCGCUACCAGAGAGGAUUUCUUGAGCCCUGAAGUGCUGGAAACCUUUAUUACAGCAGUAAAAGCAGUUCUUCAGAUUGUUGAUGGAACUGUACCUGGUAAAAAGGUGUGGCUAGGAGAAACAAGUUCAGCCUAUGGAGGUGGAGCUCCCAGACUGUCUAAUACAUAUGUUGCCGGUUUUAUGUGGUUGGACAAAUUAGGACUGUCAGCCAGAAUGGGUAUUGAUGUGGUGAUGCGACAAGUGUUCUAUGGAGCAGGAACCUAUCACCUGGUGGAUGCAAAUUUUGAACCUUUGCCUGAUUAUUGGCUUUCUCUGCUGUACAAAAAACUGGUCGGCACCAAGGUACUGAAAGUUGGCCUGAAGGGAGCAGAUCCGAAGAAGCUUCGAGUGUACCUUCAUUGCACGAAUAACCACAACCCAAUGUACAAAGAAGGGGAUGUUACUCUGUUUCUUUUAAACCUCUAUAAUGUUACCAAACACGUGCAGUUGCCCCAUAACUUAUAUAAUAAGCAUAUAGAUGAAUACCUUUUAUUACCUCAUGGGGAACAGCACAUACUUUCCAGGUCUGUUCAGUUGAAUGGUCAUGUCUUAAGGAUGGUGGAUAACAAAACACUGCCAGCACUUACUAAGAAACCCCUCCCUCCCGGGAGUACUCUUGGCCUUCCAGCUUUCUCAUAUGGAUUUUAUGUAGUAAAAAAUGCAAAAGCUAUUGCUUGCAUUUAAACAUUGAACACAUCCUCACAGGACGGUUGCAGGCGCAUUGUAGCUAAAACUCAGGUUUGAUACUAGGGGGUCACGUUUUUGCAAUAAGCAUUAACUCUGGCAAACUUGCUGCAAAUCUGCUGGAGUGGCAGCAACAGCAAAAGCUGGGGGAGGAGAGGGCAUAAAUGCAUAUUGUGUACUGUGUACAUGAACCAUAUUGAUGUAAACCUGCAAGAACAUUUUCCCCAGGUUUUGGGGAGUUGCUUCCUUCCUCUCUUGGGCCCCCAGUGGUCCACUUAGCAGCAAGUCCUUCUCUAUUCCGCACACUCCUGUCACAGGAGCUGAUUACACUGUGUCUGCAGAUCUGCCAGCCAAAGACUUAGAUAUUCCCUCAUGGUCUAGGUUAUAUAAAUUUAAGCACAAUUGUUAUAGCAGCCUUUUUUUUCUGAGAGCAGAUGACGUUCAUGAGGGCUUUUU
Terrapene triunguis (Three-toed box turtle) is the source of this 2049-nucleotide messenger RNA. RefSeq names its product heparanase (gene HPSE). Gene Ontology annotation, cellular component: extracellular matrix; membrane. The record is from RefSeq and is a predicted model, not a curated record. The coding region runs from base 1 to 1593 and encodes 530 amino acids. Gene Ontology annotation, molecular function: hydrolase activity, acting on glycosyl bonds. NCBI's taxonomy places the organism in Eukaryota, Metazoa, Chordata, Testudines, Emydidae. The transcript is spliced from 12 exons.